Messenger RNA from Vicia faba (fava bean), 339 nucleotides. Lineage: Eukaryota; Viridiplantae; Streptophyta; Magnoliopsida; Fabales; Fabaceae. The record is from the annotation of a GenBank genome assembly.
AUGCGCCAAGCUGCCGCUCUCCUUGCCGACAAAGACAUCAAAGAAUCCAAAUGCACUUCCAUUUUCCGAAAUGUCAUUGGUCUCAACAAUGUCGGUGUUGGAAAAUACGCUGCAUUAAACAACCUCAUUGGUCAGACAUGGAACAAGAAUGGAUAUGCCAUUGUUUUUCAAAGAACCACUUGUGCUACAGUUUUUACCCAGGCAAUAUUUGUGGAAAGGUGCAAGUUAGUUGAUGCUAGAAUGAAUGCAAUGGACUUGAGGCGAUGUAUAAUUGUGGUUGUUGAUGUUGUCAUAACAAGCUUGAAAAGCAUAGGUCAGAUCAAUGUAUCAAAUUUUUAG